AUGGAAUCUAAUGAUGAUAUUAUUCAGUCUAUUCUAUCCGGUAAUAUGAUCAAUCUCCCAUCCAAAAGAUCUCAAACUGUACGAGCGUUUAUUAGCUCUACUUUUACUGACACAAAACUAGAACGCAAUGCCAUCAUGAAGGAUAUCUACUCAAGACUUAAAGAAUACUGUCGAAGUCGUCAUGGAUUAGAUUUUCAAUUAGUUGAUAUGAGAUGGGGAGUUCGUGAUGAAGCAACCGAUGAUCAUAUUACAACCGAAUUAUGCCUAAAAGAAAUUGAACUAUGCCAGAAGAUCUCUAUUGGGCCUAAUUUUGUGACAUUAAUAGGACAAAAAUAUGGUUAUCGUCCAUUUCCUACUCGUGUAUUAUUAGAACAUUUUGACUGUCUUCGCCAAUCUAUGUUACUACAUCAAGAAUCCGUCCAGCUUCUCGAUGAAUGGUUUAAGAAGGAUGAUAAUGCAGUACCACCAGUUUAUAUUUUGCAACCUAUUUCAAGUCAAUUACUUCAUUAUAAUGACCCUUCAGAGCCGGAAUUACAAGCUAAUGAUCGAAAAGCAUGGUGGAAUAUCUAUUCUCAGUUGCAAUCAUCCUUAAAUAGAGCAGCUAAAAAAUUGAAAUUGAUAGGAAAAAUGGAUCAAAGAGUUGCUGAACAGUUUGAAAUAUCAGUUACGCAUCGAGAAAUUAGGCAAGGUAUUUUAGAUGUGGAAAAUUGCACAAAUGAUCAAUGUAUUUGUUUUGUCCGCAAAAUUUCAAAUCUUGAAGAAGAUUUAUCGAACGAUAAUGUCCCUGCAUAUAUUGAUUUAAUACAUGGGGAAAACGAGAUUAAUACAGAAGCUACCGAUUUACUUUCAUCACUUUUAAAUGAUCAAAUUAAAGAGAAAUUAAAUGAAUCACAAAUAUUUUAUUUUCAGUUGGAUUGGAGUCCAACUGGUAUUGAUCCUGAUAAUAAUGAAGAUCAUGAAGAUUAUAUACGAGAAUUUUGUGAAAAAUUUUAUUUAGUCAUGAUCAGAAUGAUUGACAAAGGCAUAGAGAAAAAUCAGCAAUUGCCAUUUGACGAUUCAUUAUAUGAAGAAGUAUUAGGACAUUUAUCAUUUUGCCAACAACAAUGUCAAUCCUUUCACGGUCGCCGCGAUAUUUUACAAGUUGUUGAAAGUUAUAUUGACAAGGGCUGUAGAGACCAUGAUGAAUCUAAUGAAACAUUAAAGAAAUCUCCAUUGGUUGUUUAUGGUGAAUCUGGCAGUGGAAAAACAUCUAUUAUGGCUAAAUGUGCCCAAUAUACUAAAAAUAAAUAUCCCAGUGCAAAUUUACUGCUACGUUUUCUAGGUACAUCGCCCGAUAGCUCAUCUAUCCGUAAAUUAUUAGCAUCACUAUGCAUUCAACUAAGUCGGUUAUAUGAUCAAGAUUUAAAUUGCAUUCCUAACGAGUUUAGCCAAUUAAUUGGUUAUUUUUCCACUUUAGUUAAUCGAAUACCUAAGGAUAAACCGCUUGUAAUCAUAUUAGAUUCGUUGGAUCAAUUGCUACCUUCAGACGGUGCCCAUCGAAUGUCAUGGAUUCCAAGAAUAUUGCCA
Messenger RNA from Trichoplax adhaerens, 1566 nucleotides. RefSeq lists its product as uncharacterized. The record is from RefSeq and is a predicted model, not a curated record. Lineage: Eukaryota; Metazoa; Placozoa; Uniplacotomia; Trichoplacea; Trichoplacidae. The transcript has 4 exons. The annotation marks the transcript as partial.